AUGGACGACGAAUCCCCCACGAAACGCGACACCGCCCACUCCACCCCCUCCACCCCGGCGGCCGAUGACACCAUCCGCGUCGGGGACAGACAGGCCAACGGCGACAAGAAGAUAAAGAAGGAGGGAGGCAGAGGGGGAGAAGAUGAAGCGGACGCUGCUGCCGAUACUCGCCCCAAGUACCGCUCGUGGAAGAAGAAAUGGCGCAAGCUCAGGGUGACGUUUGACCACAAGAUGCGCGAGGCGGAAGUUCUUUGGUUGAGUGAGCAGAGGGCCAAGGCGACGAUCAAGAGAAUAGCAAUCGAGAAUGAUCGUCUCCUCGACCUUCUCACAGACAUUAACGAAUGUCCCCAAGUUCCCCCCGAAAAACGCAUCUCUGUCCCAACCCUCACCCUCCCAACCGAAUCCCCCGACUCCCCAUCAACAACACCCUCCAAAUCCCUCUCCUCCCUCGAAUCCGAAGUCCCCCACCUCUCCUACGAUCAAGCAAAGGAUUCCCUCCCCGACACCCUACAAGAUAUCACCCCUGCCGCCGGCGAAGACGACCCCGCCACCUUCCUAACUGUCGACGAGAUCGAAAAUUAUCUCUAUGAGACUGACCUCCGUCUGGGACUACCGAAGCAAAACAGCCUCGCCCCGGCAGCGAAGGACGGUGCUACUCUUCCCGCUACAUCUACGACCAGUGCUGGUCUCCCCCCUUCCUCCACCACGCGUGACUUCCUCAUCAAGUACCCCCACAGCGCAUACAACUGGCUCAAAUCAAACGCCUCCCACGUCUUCCUCCAAGGCGGCGAAUCCGCGGCAGCCCAUCACCACGACGACGACGAAAGCCACCAUCCCCCUGCCAGCGCGGCCCGCAAAAAGGGCGCCUCCAAAGCAUCGGCGGCCGAGAAAUCAUCCAAGCCCUCCUCCAAGGCAUCCUCCUCCAAGCGCCAGAGCAAAGCCGAUCGCAUCCUCGCCGAGCAGCAGCACCAGCACGACCUCUCCAUGGGCGAGGACGACGACUACGCCACGCCCGCCGCCGCCAAGAAGAGGAAGAGGGAUGAUGAUGGCGGGUAUAGGCCCAAGGGAGGGUCGAGUAGUCGGCCUUCUAAGAAGAAGAGGAAGAGCGAUGUGGAGGGGACGCCGCUUGCGGGGAAGAAGAGGAAGGUGGCUGCUGAGGAGUGA
Scedosporium apiospermum is the source of this 1164-nucleotide messenger RNA. RefSeq lists its product as uncharacterized. Gene Ontology annotation, cellular component: Ino80 complex; nucleus. The record is from RefSeq and is a predicted model, not a curated record. Gene Ontology annotation, biological process: chromatin remodeling. The transcript has 2 exons. The coding region runs from base 1 to 1164 and encodes 387 amino acids. Lineage: Eukaryota; Fungi; Ascomycota; Sordariomycetes; Microascales; Microascaceae.